Molecule: messenger RNA, 3367 nt
Organism: Engraulis encrasicolus (European anchovy)
Lineage: Eukaryota; Metazoa; Chordata; Actinopteri; Clupeiformes; Engraulidae
Gene: rcor2
Product: REST corepressor 2
Exons: 13
Coding region: 361-2037 (558 amino acids)
Biological process (GO): negative regulation of DNA-templated transcription; regulation of transcription by RNA polymerase II
Cellular component (GO): transcription regulator complex; histone deacetylase complex
Molecular function (GO): transcription corepressor activity
Source: RefSeq, a predicted model, not a curated record
CAGUGGCGGAAUCUGCGCACGAUUGGGGUGCUAUUCGGCUCUCACACACGGGUGAGCUCUGUGUUUGAGGCUAUUGUACGCGUAGGGGGACGCGUGAAUUCUGACUGAUUAGAAUAAGUUCGCGUUAAUACUUUUAUCUGGAGGAGUUCAGUUUAUGGAGUGUGAGGCCAUUUCUGCCUCUAGAUAAAACAAGUAAGUUCUGAGAGAAAAAUCCACUGAGACUGAAAGCUAGUGGGCUAUCCCGGUGGCUUGGAACUACAAAUGUUCAACGACAGCUAGCCAACAACUGGAAUUGGAGGACGCAAGUGUGGCUUCACACAAAAGGACUGUGACUUGUAAGAAUAAGACACAAGGAAAACCAUGCCCUCUGUGAUGGAGCGGUCGGGCUCUGGGGUUUUGUCCCGGAGCAGAGCCAAAACAGUGACUAAUGGCAACAGCCAGCAGCAUUCUGAAGAGGAGAGCAGCGACGAAGAGCAUGCUCAUGACAGUAUGAUCCGAGUGGGGGGUGACUACCAAGCCCAGAUCCCCGAGUUCAAACCAGACAGUCCCACACGCUAUGGUGAGAAGGACCAAAGAAGCAUGCUGGUGUGGACUCCAGACAGCCUGGUGUCAGAUGCCAUGUUGGAUGAAUACAUUCUCAUGGCGAAGGAGAAGCAUGGCUACAACAUGGAACAGGCUCUGGGUAUGCUCCUCUGGCACAAGCACGACGUGGAGAAGUCGCUGGCUGACCUGGCCAACUUCACCCCUCUGCCGGAGGAGUGGACGGUGGAGGACAAGGUGCUGUUUGAGCAGGCCUUCAGCUUCCACGGGAAGAGCUUCCACCGCAUCCAGCAAAUGCUGCCAGAUAAGCACAUCCCUAGUCUGGUGAAAUACUACUACGCCUGGAAGAAGACCAGAACUCGGACCAGUGUCAUGGACCGACAGGCUCGCAAACUCGUUACCAAGAGAGAUAAGGAGGACAGCAAUGACGAGGCUGAGGAAGGAGACCCUGGCAGUGACAGCGACUUUGAGAUCGAGACUAAGAAAGAGACAACGAAGCAGAGCUCAGUAGGCUCGGCGGAGUGGGGGUCUGGGCGAUCAGGUCCCAUCCGGAAGGAGAACCAAGGCUCCCAGUACCGGCACCACCCGCUAAGGGCACGGAGACGGCCUCCAAAGGGCAUGCACUUGGAACAGGACGACCUCACAGCCCUCUCCGCCUCCGCUGACUCUGGAGUGGUCUCCAACCGCCAGCUGGACACACUGCUAGUGUCCCUGAAGAGACAGGUUCAGAGCAUCAAGCAAGUGAACAGCACUAUGAAGCACACCAUAGAUGAAGGCAUCGAUACCAUGAGGCCUAACGAGCCAAACCCCAAGAACAACUCUCGCUGGACCACCGAGGAGCAGCUCCUGGCUGUUCAGGCGAUCCGGCGUUACGGGAAGGACAUGGCGGCCAUCGCGGAGGUGAUCGGCAACAAGACGGUAGGCCAGGUCAGCUCCUUCUUCAACAGCUACCGGCGGCGCUUCAACCUGGACGAGGUGCUGCGCGAGUGGCAAGCGGAGCAGGAGGUCCAACAGGGGAGCAGCGGGAACCUGGACCACUCCAUCAAGGAGCUCAACGGCACCGCAGGAAUGGAAGACGAGGAGAUGAAGAUGGACACCAGCUCCCCCCAGUCCCAGUCUGGCACGCCCUCCCCCUCGUCGGGGGCCAGUUCAGGCACCACCAAGACCCCUCCGCCCCUGACCCAGCCUCCUCCGCUGCUGCGCCCCGCGCCUCCCUCCGCACCGCCCAGCCUCCUGCGCCAACCCCCGCCCCUGCAGACCAGGCCUCUGCAGAGCCGCACCCCCCACAACCACCCUCCGCCGCCUCUCAUCCGCCCCGCCGUGGCGUCUGGCGGCUCAGGAGGAGCAGCAGGAGGAGGAGGAGGAGGAGGAGGAGGAGGAGCAGCAGCACAGGGCACAGGACGGAGCUCCCUAGGGGGCUCUGGCAAUGGCACGACACCGAACCAGAUGCCACCCUCUUUGGUGGGGCUGAAAGUGGAAACUCCUCAAAGCCACUAGUGCAGUGAUCUGGACAGAGACGGCCAAACUGGAUUCAAUAGUGGUUAUUAUGUAUUCCAAAUGACACUGUUUGACCUGUCCAGUUCAACCAGGUGUUUGCCUUAAUUAAGUCUUGCGGCUAUGUGAAGGCCAGGUGAUGAGGGAAAUCACCGGGUUGAACUGGAAAACUUGGCAGAUCAUUUGGAAUAUGUGGCACUCUAUUGUAAACGAAUGAAUCCAGGUCUCCCAUCACUGUACUUGGGGGUGACUUCCAAGAAGUUGCGAGUACUGUGGAAUACCAACCACAUUGACACAUUUCAUACACUCAGCAACAUUUGUUUUUCUUCAAUUGGAUCUCUCCAUGUCCAUUUCUUUCUCUCUCUCUCCUCUCUCUCUCUCUCUCUCUGUCUCCCCUCGUUCUACCCUUCCACUAUGUAGUAUUCUUCCGACACAUUUCACAUUGACUUCAACUCCUCACUGCCUUGUCAGGGACAGACGAGACCAAACCAAAACAGACCAUACCCACAUCAUGAUCUCACUUGGUAACCGUUUCCGUGGUAACCAGCAAGUGGUGUCUUAUCAAGUUUCAGAACCAUGCGUUUACAGGGGUGCCAAGAUCUGGUGACCCUGCCAAAGCUGUUCAAAUCAAAGAACUCGUAACCAAAAUGUCCUCAACAACAAUAACAAACCCAAGCCUUCUGAGCCUAUAUACACUGGAUCGUCAUGGAAAUGAAGAAUGCCAUGACAACAGGCUCCUGCAGACAGACAUACAGACAGACCUCCCACCCACCAUUGCCACCUCAUAUCCAUCACUAUGGCAACAGUGGAACAUGUUGAACUACUGUGCGUAAAGCAUGGAGGCAAAAUGCACAAUGUUCCAAAGUGUCAGUUGUCAGGAAAAAAGGGAAGUGUGUGUUUGUGUGUGUGUGCCUGUUGUUUGCUGACCGACACUCGACACAUGAGAGCCAUAUGCUGUUAGUUAUGUGAUGACACUUCUUUUGGUAUCUUUGUUUUUUUCCUGUUGAAAUGUGUAUUUUUUAAAUAGUUUUUGGACUUUUUUGUCAGGUAGCUAGUCCAAGUUAGCAGUUACACGGUUUGAUGUUGACUCAGCACUAAAAUGACCCAAACUACUUGAUUGAAAGGUAUUCGUUCACACAGACGCAUGAAUAGAUUGCUCUUCCUCUUGGUGCUGAUAGUUACAGAAGGAAAUGCCAAAUCUUUAGUGUUUUUUUGAAAUUCUGUGUGGACUGUUUACAUGUUUACAAACUGGAAUUGCUUGUAAUGUGAGAAAUCUCUUUUCUACUUAGUCUUAUUUUUCCGUUUUAGAAUAAAGACCAAUGCCUAUGCUUUA